CGCAAUCAAGUUGUUGUUUCUUGAAAGUAGCAGAAUAAGAAUGAGGAGCUCUGCUUUGGUGUUGUGCAUUGCAAUGGCUUUGGGGGUUCUAUUGAUGGCCCUGUUGGCGAAGGGACUGAUGCCCUAUCCAAGGAGCUUGUGGGAUAUGACAUUACCCAGCGACGACCCUUUUAGGAUACUAGAACAGAUCCCAUUUACAAUACCUAAAGGGGUUGGGUUAGAAACGACGACAUUGGCUCUGGCUCGGGCAGAUUGGAAGGAGACAGAGCAAGCGCACAUGAUAACGGUGGACGUUCCAGGGAUGAAGAAGGAGGAUGUGAAGAUCGAGUUGGAGGAAAAUAGGGUUUUGAGGAUCAGUGGAGAGAGGAAGAGGGAAGAGGAGGUUGAGGGUGAGAAAUGGCACAGCGUUGAACGAACCACCAGCAAGUUCUGGAGACAAUUCAGGUUGCCUCGCAAUGCGGACUUGGAAUCCAUUAAAGCGCAUCUGGAGAAUGGGGUUUUGAAGAUCACUGUUCCUAAAUUGGCUGAGGAGAAGAAGCCUCAGCCUAAGGUCGUCAACAUUGUCGAGGAGGUUAACCCUUCGAGUGGUGAAGACAUCAAGCCUUCCAAAGCCGAAAUGUAAUUAAAAGUUUUAGAUUUC
This is a messenger RNA of Telopea speciosissima, 640 nucleotides long. Its product is annotated as 22.7 kDa class IV heat shock protein-like. The coding region runs from base 41 to 622 and encodes 193 amino acids. The record is from RefSeq and is a predicted model, not a curated record. The transcript has a single exon. Gene Ontology annotation, biological process: response to heat; response to hydrogen peroxide; response to salt stress. Lineage: Eukaryota; Viridiplantae; Streptophyta; Magnoliopsida; Proteales; Proteaceae.